CGUUUCGCCAGGGCGGUGGGCAGCAGCAGGGAGCUCCUUCGCAGGGUCAAGGAUGAAGUGGGAGCCCCAGGCAUAGUUGUCGGUGUGGCCGUCGACGGGAAGGAAGUGUGGUCAGAAGGGCUGGGCUACGCUGACCUGGAGAACGGGGUCCUUUGCAAGCCGAAGACCGUCCUGCGGAUCGCCAGCAUCAGCAAGCCCCUUACGAUGGUCGCCGCUGCAAAGCUGUGGGAGGAGGGCAAGCUGGACUUAGAUGCGCCCGUGCAGAAAUACGUCCCGGAGUUUCCUGAAAAGGAGUAUGAAGGGACCAAGGUCACCAUCACCACGAGACUGCUCGCCUCCCAUUUGAGUGGAAUCCGUCACUACGAGAAAAACAUGGCCAAGGUGAAGGAGGAGAAAGAAAAAUUCAACAGGGCUUUGAAAGUGGAGAAGGGCGCCGUCGACCUCGAUCCGGGAGAGAGAGACUCGGAAGCGAGUGUGAAACCCAAGCUGGAACGCGAAGGCAAAAACUCGAAAGGGGGAAGGAGGAAGAGGGAGUUUGAGAACGAAGAGUACUACCUGAAGGAGAAAUACGAUAACGUGAUCGAGUCGCUGAAUAUUUUCAAAAACGACCCUUUAUUCUUUAAGCCAGGGAGCCAGUAUCUGUACUCCACUCACGGCUUCACUCUUCUGAGCGCCGUCGUGGAGAGAGCCUCUGGUCAUAAAUUCACCGAGUACAUGCUGAAAAUAUUUCACGACCUGGAUAUGUCGUCCACCGUCAUGGAUGACAAUGAGCCGCUGAUCUACAACAGAGCAAGGUAUUACACUCACAACAAGAAGGGUCAGUUGGUCAACACCCCCUAUGUGGACAACUCCUACAAGUGGGCCGGCGGUGGCUUCCUGUCGACCGUGGGCGACCUCCUCAAAUUCGGGAACGCCAUGUUGUAUGGCUAUCAGCUCGGGCAGCGGCAGGCCCUCGCCCCCGGGCUCCUUCCCGGUUACCUCCAGCCCGGCACCAUCGAGAUGCUGUGGACGGCAGUGCCAAAGACGGAGGCAUCCUGGAGCAAAGACGACCGGUACGGCAUGGCUUGGCAGGUGGUGGAGAAGAAGCCGGCCUACGGGUUCUGCCGGCAGCCGCGACACUACGCGUACCACUGCGGUGGAGCUGUGGGAGCAAGCAGCGUCCUGCUCAUCCUCCCCGAGGAAAGGGACUCCGGGGCGGCCGCGGGCAGGGGCACGCUGAUGCCGCCCAAGGGCGUGGUGGUGACUGUGAUCUGCAAUAUGCAGUCCAUUUCCCUGAGCAAAACUGCCUUAAAGAUUGCAAUGGAAUUUGAAAAGGACAAGUUAGGGCAGCGUGCCGAUAAGAACGGCUCCUUCUGCCAUUGAGCAAGGUUCCAAAAGGAGAGCGUAGAGUUAUGUCAAUGGCGAGCGCUCAUAGCGUGGAAAGGAUCCUUUUUUUUGCAGAACAGAAAGUCCCCCCCCCCCCCCAACUGGGCGGUGUUAGGAUUUGCCACUCAGGGAAGCUGCCGUACAAUCCUAGCACUGCCCAGUCAAAGAGGGAAAGUUUUCCAAGUGCAAACUGCCAAACCCGUUGCCGGCGAUUAGUGUUUUGCCGGAGGCCGACGGAGAUCCCUUUGCGGCCAUUUUUCCUGCUUUGCCACAACUCCUGCUGAGGUGUCUUAAUCCGGCGUCUUCCUUGGUCGCCGUUCAGGGGAAGUUUUACAUCCAUGGCCAGGCUCGCCCACGUUUCUCAGCAGAGGUUUCUGAAACUCAGAACUGUAUGGCAAACACUGACCCUUCUGCUGAAAGCAGAGGCCCUUUGGCGGGUGGGCGAGCAGCUGUCAGUUCAGUUCCCCAUCGUGGCAGAUUUCAGUUCUGGCCAGCCGGCUUUGCGUGUGCUGCCUUUUGUUA
Messenger RNA from Gekko japonicus, 1887 nucleotides. It is a transcript of the gene LACTB, whose product is annotated as lactamase beta. The annotation marks the transcript as partial. Lineage: Eukaryota; Metazoa; Chordata; Lepidosauria; Squamata; Gekkonidae. The transcript has 6 exons. The record is from RefSeq and is a predicted model, not a curated record.